Pollicipes pollicipes is the source of this 1904-nucleotide messenger RNA. It is a transcript of the gene Nop60B, whose product is annotated as dyskerin pseudouridine synthase 1 Nop60B. The transcript is spliced from 12 exons. Gene Ontology annotation, molecular function: pseudouridine synthase activity; RNA binding. Gene Ontology annotation, cellular component: box H/ACA snoRNP complex. The record is from RefSeq and is a predicted model, not a curated record. NCBI's taxonomy places the organism in Eukaryota, Metazoa, Arthropoda, Thecostraca, Pollicipedomorpha, Pollicipedidae. Gene Ontology annotation, biological process: mRNA pseudouridine synthesis; rRNA pseudouridine synthesis; box H/ACA sno(s)RNA 3'-end processing. The coding region runs from base 147 to 1634 and encodes 495 amino acids.
UUCCCCCGGCGUGCGUUGGGCCCUUGGGGAUCGGGCUGCAUUGUGAGAUAUUGGUGGGAGUGAAUGGGGUUUUGGAUAUUAAAUCAUAUGGAACUACUCUGCCGUAUUAACUAGACGAAGCAUUCGUGCAGCUGCCAGCUACAACGAUGGAUAGCGCUACCAAGGCAAAGAAGAAAUCCAAGUCCCUGGCAGAUGUUCAGCAUGAGGGAAACUUCAAGUUGGAGCCUUCCUCAGAGCCAGCUAAAUUGGACUCAUCUCAAUGGCCACUUCUACUGAAGAAUUUUGACAAGCUGAACGUGCGCACCAACCACUACACACCGCUGCCGGAGGGCCACUCGCCGCUGCUGCGUCCGCUGGCCGAGCACCUGAAGGCUGGCUUCAUCAACCUGGACAAGCCGUCCAACCCGAGCUCGCACGAGGUGGUGGCCUGGGUGAAGCGCAUCCUGCGCGUCCAGAAGACGGGACACUCGGGCACGCUGGACCCCAAGGUCACGGGCUGCCUGAUUGUGUGCAUCGAGCGCGCCACGCGACUCGUCAAGUCGCAACAGAGCGCCGGCAAGGAGUACGUCUGUAUCUUCCGGCUGCACUCAGUGGUCGACAAUGUACAAAAGGUGAAACAGUGCCUGGAGCGUCUGAAGGGCGCGCUUUUCCAGCGGCCACCGCUCAUAUCGGCCGUCAAGCGGCAGCUGCGCGUGCGCACCGUCUACGACAGCAAGCUGGUCGAGUACGACGCGGAGAACCAAAUGGGCAUCUUCUGGGUGUCGUGCGAGGCAGGCACGUACAUCCGCACCAUGUGCGUCCACCUGGGCCUGUACCUGGGCGUCGGCGGCCAGAUGCAGGAGCUGCGCCGCGUCCGGUCAGGCAUCCAGAGCGAGAAGGCCGGUAUGUACACGAUGCACGACGUGCUGGACGCCCAGUGGCUGUACGACAACCACAAGGAUGAGUCGUACCUGCGCCGCGUCGUGCAGCCCAUGGAGGCGCUGCUCACCUCUCACAAGCGCAUCAUCAUGAAGGACAGCGCGGUGAACGCGGUCUGCUACGGCGCCAAGGUGAUGCUGCCGGGCGUGCUCCGCUACGAGGACGGCAUCGACGUCAACGAGCAGAUCGUCAUCGUCACCACCAAGGGCGAGGCGGUCGCGCUCGCGAUCGCGCUGAUGACCACGGCCACCAUGGCGUCCUGCGACCAUGGCGUUUGCGCCAAGCUGAAGCGGGUCAUCAUGGAGCGAGACACGUACCCCCGCAAGUGGGGACUGGGACCCAAGGCAACAAUGAAGAAAGAGAUGAUUAAGAAGGGCCUGCUGGACAAACACGGCAAGCCCAACGAGCAGACGCCUAAGGAGUGGAACGCCAGCUACGAGGACUACAACGUGAAGAGCGAGCCUGCCGGCGACGGGCACGCGGAGCAGCCUGCGCCCAAGAAGAAGAGGAAGUUCUCCGAGUCCAGCGCGGACCUGUCAGCCGUGAAAACGGAGCCGUCCGACCCUGAGGAUCAGGAAGGCAGAAAGGAGAAGAAGAAGAAGAAGAAACACAAGAGGGACCAGGAGGAAGAGGACGUGAACGGCGCACCGGUCGAGGAAUCUGGCGAGAAAAAGAAAAAGAAGAAGAAGAAGGACAAAAAGUCCGAAGAAGACUGAGAAGAAAGAAUCGUUUCAGCUCGUAAAGCUGGUGACAUGUACAUUUUGCGAGCGGUGCUGAACGGCGUGUAAAGAACUGUUUUUGGGACGACUAUUUUAGCCGUUUUAAGACGAGUAUUUUUGGUGCCGCAAUGACCAGGGGAGUGCCUCUGCCGGCGCUGGUCGGGAAGAUUUCACUGCCGUCUCGCCGGGGCGAUGACUGGGUGAAAGGAGAGCGUGUGAUUGUUGCGCCAUCGCCAUCUUGCGAGAACAACAUCAUUACCAUGCUGA